Cucurbita pepo subsp. pepo (vegetable marrow) is the source of this 2414-nucleotide messenger RNA. RefSeq lists its product as uncharacterized. The record is from RefSeq and is a predicted model, not a curated record. Lineage: Eukaryota; Viridiplantae; Streptophyta; Magnoliopsida; Cucurbitales; Cucurbitaceae.
UUCCCUCUCCAAAUUAGCCGAUUCUGAACCUGGGUCGCUAUGAAUGCGAAAGAAUUCGCCCCAGCCAUGGCUGUGGGACCUUUAAACACCGCCAUUUUUGUUCAUUGACCUUGAAACUCAGAACGUGCCUUCCAUUUUUUAUUCGAAACGGCUGUGUUGUUCUUCAGGAAUGUAAACGAUUUGGCAGUUUUAGGGCCAUAAAUCCUAUCCUCUGCGAACUUGGUUCUGUUUAAAACAUUGAUUUGAAGCUCCUAGAACUUCAAUGUUUGGAGGAUUUCGAGGAGAUUAAGGCCUUAAGAAAGAUGUGAUUUGAACAGAGGGAUUUUUGAGCCAUUCAUGAUCCUUACUUUACUGGAGAAUUGAAUAUGGAACCAAAGUCGUCUAUCAACGCUCGGACUGAUCGACGAAGUGAAAUUGGUUCUUUCGGUGACAGGAACAAGGAUGAGUUGUUGGAAAAUGGUGAAUUGGGUCUGUCGAAGUCGAUAUCGAGAGGGUUGAAUAAGAGGGUAAUGCUGCCUCAUGCAUUAUAUUUGAAGUUGAAGCAAUACCGAAUCAGUAAGAGUUAUGUUCACGAUUCGUUUUUUAACAGUAAGAUAGGGUUAGACUAUAACGUUCCGAAGUAUAUGCUGACAACAGAUGAGAAAUAUCUACGACGAUGCUUGGAAUCGAUACAGAUCAGUGCAUCGAAGGCUGCACGAUGUAAUGCAUCUAUAAACUUGAGCUCGGUGAAGACUGAUGCUUUGACUGAUACGACUAGAUUAAGAACGAGAGCGAUGGGUGAUUUGGAAAAGUUUGUUAUUGCAUGCUCGUCAACAAGCGUGGAUGGCAACGAGGAUGUAACCUCGAGCAAACUGUCGUUUGUUGGUUCAAUUAUGGGAAGUAAGAGCAUGAUCAACAUAUUGAAGAGCCCUUUAUUGCAACAACUCGGUAUCACAGAUGGCACGUCGAAAAUCGUAAGAAUGGACUUGAAUGAUAUCAAAGGCUUCCCAGGCAGAGAAUUUGUGGACUCUCUCGGUGGCGUCGAUAUAUCUUCGUUGAAGAAGCUAGAAAAUGAAAGUCAUCAAGAUGAAUCUAACACAGCGAACGAGAGGGUUUUCCCUAUUCCGAGCACGAGUUUUAUAUGUUCCGACCAGUCUUCUUCGGGUUCGGCUUCCACACAGCUUUGUCAGGGAAUGCUUCAGUUCACAUGGAAGGAAGGAAAUCUUCACUUCGUCUUCUCGGUGGACAACGAGAAGGAAAUCUAUGUAGCUAGCUCGUCGAAGGUCGCCUCAUCAGACGAUCAGGCUUGGAGCUACGUUUAUUUGUUCCAUUCCGCAAAGAAUGGACUAAAGGAUCACGAGGUUAGAGAUAGCAGACCCUUUAUCGUUGGUAAAAUGACGGUGUCGACGUCUUAUAGCGUCUGUUCGAAUAAUUCGAAAACUGCAGAUACUGAAUUCGUGUUGUUCGGUGUUCUUGAAAAUUCCGACUUGGAGAUGGAUUCUUCUAACAAUACUCACAAGAGGAAUAAGGUCUUCCCUAGAAAGGUGACUGAAGUAUUUAGGACAAGUAACUCAUUUAAACUAAGAAACAUGCCCAGUUUCAACAGAUCAGGCGUCGUAAACUCGGAUAAAUUCAACAGCGUCGACGACUUAAUUUGUGCUCGUGACGUUCCCCCCAAUUUUGAGCUGUGUACCAUUGUUGUGAGAGACCAUAUCCCGGAAGAUCGAGGCAGUAGACGUGGAGGUUGGGGUUUAAAGUUUCUCAAACAGGCCAAGGCCGAACAAACACCCGAUUCAACAGCAACCACAGUGCAGGCUGACUGUUGUGCACGAAAUAUCGGUAAAUGUUCGACGAGCAUGGAUGUUCUUAUCCCUGCUGGUCUUCAUGGCGGGCCUAGAACAAGGAACUGCGGUCCUUCCACCCUCAAGGAACGAUGGAGGUCGGGUGGACUCUGUGAUUGUGGCGGUUGGGACAUUGGAUGUCCUCUAACAGUACUUGAAGGCGUCAGUGAAGAUACUUCGCGACGAACAGACACGCACGAGUGUCGGGCAUUCAACGUACAUGCUAAGGGUUUAGAGAAGGAUCGUCCAGCGUUGAGGAUGGUGAACAUCCGCGACGGGUUGUACUUUGUUCAUUUUGAACGGAAACUGUCAUGUCUGCAAUCUUUCUCGAUUGCGGUGGCGAUGAUCCAUUCGCGAAGUCCGGGUCUGAAAACGAGAAAUGUACAGGAGCUAAAAUAAGAAGAAGAUUGAUGAAAAUUAGAAUAGGUGAUUUGUAAUUUGUGUGAAUGUGGAAGGAAAACUUCCUUAGCUUAGCUUAGCUAGCUUGUUCCAUUUUUUGAUCUCUACAAGCUUUUGACAUGGCGACUGAAUGAGUUGUUUAGAUUAGAGGUAUGAAUAUAAAAAAGUUCAAAGCUUUGCUGAGUUUGUUCUUCA